GAUUGUCCUUCCAGGGCAUAGCGACAAUGAAGAAUCAACUUACUGCUGCGUUGCGCCGUGCGGCAUCCACCUUGACCAAAGAGGCCGGCGACAUCAGCUCCGUGUUUCCCUCACUGUCGGGCAAGAAGCCUGAUCCUCUGCCUCCACGGUUCAGUGCCUUGAAGAAGACGUUGAUCAGGGGCAAUGAGGACGCCAUAACAGCGUCCUGGCAACGGUUAUUGAAGAGUCUGGAGCGGGAGAUUGCCGAGAUUAGAUCAGAAGGCAUUGAUGUGAUACCUAGCAUCGAAUUUCGAGAUGUAGUGGCCGGGACUGUCCCUCAAUCAAAGCUUGACGCGAUACGCCACCGAGGAACUGCAGUUAUUCGCAAUGUUCUCCCACGAGAACAGGCGCUGGACUUCAAACAACAGGCCAAGGAGUAUAUCGCUGCAAAUCGAUCCAAAAUCAAGGCCUUUCCGCCAGAUAACCCUGCCGUGUAUGAGUUGUAUUGGACUCCCUCCCAGGUUCAAGCACGGGCUCAUCCGAACAUGCUGCGAGCCCAAUCUUUUCUCGCCUCUUUCUGGCACUCCUCGGACCCGUCGUCAGAGAUAUCUACAACCUACCCUCUGACGUACGCAGACCGAUUUCGCAUUCGGCAACCGGGCGACGCAAAAUUCUCACUUGGGCCGCACACCGAUGGAGGAAGUCUCGAGCGCUGGGAAGAUCCCGAGUAUUCUCGCGUCUAUCAGACCAUCCUGAAUGGCCGCUGGGAAGAGUAUGAUCCUUUCGACGCACGCCACCGCAUCGAAGCCAACAUGGACCUGUAUAACGGCGCAGGCGCUUGCAGCAUGUUCCGCCUCUUCCAGGGCUGGCUGUCCAUGUCCUCAACAGGGCCUGGUGAAGGCACCCUGAAAGUUUGCCCCUUGAUCCGACAUGUCACAUCUUACCUGAUAUUGAGACCGUUUAUCAAUCUCCAGACAGGGAAGCUGAACCUGGAUGCCACAUUUCCCAACUCUGUCCCAGCUGCAUGUCAGGAAUAUGAUCCGGUAUCUCACCCGGGCCUCGAGCUUGACACCACCAUGGUGAGCAUGCCCAGGGUCGAACCUGGUGAUUAUGUCGCUUGGCACUGUGACAUGAUCCAUGCUGUAGACAAGGAGCACCACGGAAAAGGUGACAGCAGCGUCAUGUACAUUCCCGCAUGUGCAAUCACCAGACCGAAUCUCGAGUUUUUGAAGAGACAACGGAUGAGUGCCUUGGCAUACAGUCCCCCACCGGACUUCCCAGGUGCUGGUGGUGAUGGCGAGGUUGGUUUUGUUGGAGCUGUGACUUGGGAUCAAGUCAAUGAUGCAGGCAAACGUGCCAUGGGACUGGGCCAGAAGAUGUGGGACCUCAAUCCGGGCAUGAGUGAAGGAGAGCGGAUGGCGAUUGAGGCUGGCAACAGGAUACUGUUGGGUUGACCGUCCUGCUGCAAAAGCAUCCAGCGUAAGCGGCAUUGUCCUCUCUACCUUUCAAGAGUGAAAUGGGUCAACCAUUCUCUUUCAGGCUUGGUAUACCGAUUUAUCUCCUUCAGGGAACUCUUUCGAACUGGGAAUUCAGUUCUUCGGACUUUGAGUAUUCACUCAUGGAGUGUGCAUCCAUGGAUACCGGCUCCGACUGGGAAGACGCGCUGUGAGCUCCACUGAUAUGUCAGGGGACAUACCACUGCCAUCAGACUGGUCAACAAUUUUUUGCAGAAAUUUCCUUUCCACCGAUGUCUUAAUCCGUUGUGGGUUGCUGCGAGGUGAGACAGCUGGUAAGGCAACCUGCACACUUGCAC
Cladophialophora immunda is the source of this 1792-nucleotide messenger RNA. RefSeq lists its product as uncharacterized. The record is from RefSeq and is a predicted model, not a curated record. The transcript is spliced from 3 exons. The coding region runs from base 27 to 1433 and encodes 468 amino acids. Lineage: Eukaryota; Fungi; Ascomycota; Eurotiomycetes; Chaetothyriales; Herpotrichiellaceae.